AUGGAAAUCAUUUCCCUUUGGGUUUCUUUCUGUGGAUCUGUUCGUUGCAGGUCCUCCUGCUUGCGGAAGAUGGAUCAAAAUCGAGACCAGAUCUUGGAUUCCAUUUCCCAGACAUCAUCAAUUUUCAUAAAUCGAACAACAAUGUAAAAUUCUUUCUUUACAAUAGGUAG
Nezara viridula (southern green stink bug) is the source of this 170-nucleotide messenger RNA. NCBI's taxonomy places the organism in Eukaryota, Metazoa, Arthropoda, Insecta, Hemiptera, Pentatomidae. The record is from the annotation of a GenBank genome assembly.